This is a messenger RNA of Megalopta genalis, 1881 nucleotides long. RefSeq lists its product as uncharacterized. Gene Ontology annotation, cellular component: axon; membrane; neuronal cell body. Gene Ontology annotation, biological process: sensory perception of taste. NCBI's taxonomy places the organism in Eukaryota, Metazoa, Arthropoda, Insecta, Hymenoptera, Halictidae. The record is from RefSeq and is a predicted model, not a curated record.
UAGCAUCAACUAUAUUAGCUUUCAAGUGCCAUUUUGUUGAUUCAAGACCUCGCUUCAUUACGGUAUUGAAUUUAUAGAUCUGCAACUCAAGAAACUGUCAGUUAUCAGUCAUUUCAAAUAUUGUUCAUGAAAACAGUACGUGCGUUUAGUUUCCGAAACGCGUUCAUUCGAGUCGGUUGCAACAUAGUCUACAGUAUUUGUAAUAAAUAAACUGUGCACCUUUCACUAAAAUAAAAACUUCCUGCAUCAACUGUCAAUAGCGGAAGUUAAGUAAAAAUGCACUUUCAUUCUCAACAAAGGUUGGAGGAUCAAUGAUAUUUCAAGCAUAUUUCUUACCUCUAAUUACGUUUUUGUUGCGUUGUUCACUUAUCUAUGCGACAUGUACAGUCUCCCUGCAAACUAAGUAUUACAAAACUGUUAAGUAAUCAACGUGGACUGACACACAACAGCUUUCCUGUCACCAACAAAUUAUAAAUCAUCGAGCAAUGAGAAAGCGCACGACGAGAACCAGAGAUUUCAAAGACCAGAAAGGAUGCCUGCUAUUUCGCGCUACGGACUUUGCGUCUCUAAUGCGUCCUAUCAUGUUUUUCUCGGGGAUAUUCGGCUUUUUUCCAUGCAACUAUAAAUCCGAAGAAUACGUGUUCUCGAAGAAAAAAUUCGUCUACUCGAUAAUCAUAAUCUGUCUUCAUUUGGUUCUCCAAGUCCAUAACUUUUUAUUAAUCAAUUUUUUCGACACGAGCAGCCCCUUAACGCAAUCAAUGCCGGAGAACUUCUUCGUUCUCUUGGACGGAUCUUUACCUCUGCUUCUGUUCGCAGCACCGUUCUCAAUGAUAGCCAUGUUCGAGCAGUUGUCGAAGGUCUCACGCACAUUGUCGCGCCCGGAUUACAGUGCCAUGGCGAAAGUAAUUCACACGGUUUACAUCGUGAACAUUGUUUACUACGUGAUUUCUACACCGAUAAAUUAUUGGUCGGUUAUGAAUUUACCUGUGCGGCGACGUUUGGUUAAUUUGUACCUGGCGAUGUCAUCGACAAUGACGGUAAUGUGCUACGUGAGCUGCGUAAGUGUUUUGGGCGCGUGCUUCCAGAAACUUAACGAAAAUCUGAAACAGUUGAAUGGAUCUUCGCGGGAACUUCGCACGGAAUUGGCAGAGAAGCAGUUGUCACAAAGACGAAGUACCAUGUUGUUGACGAAGGUGAAAUAUUACGAGGAGGUGCACGAGAAAAUCAGCGACGGUAUCGAACACCUGAAUACAUUGUUUCGCACGAUGAACAUUAUUUUUACGACUACCACUUUCAUUUUGGUCACUUUCACUCUGUACAAUGUGUUCACGGUAUGGUAUGCCAGUGACGGUGUAAGAACGACGAGUGACAUGCUUUUCCUAUUUGAUGGAUUGUCAUAUACGGUAUUAAAGUUUGGGUUGUUCUGUCUAAAGAUCUGGUUCUGCGAGACUGCCGCAAACCAUGCGACGGAGAUCACUACCACGAUUCAUGAUUGCGUCAGCAGCUGUGCUGAUGAUACUGUCAAGCGCGAGUUGAAGUGCUUUGCCCUGCAAGUUAUGCACAGAGAUAUUAGGUUCACGACGAAAGCGUUCGACAUUAAUGGGAAGCUUCUAUCGCAGAUUCUGAGUGCAAUAUUCACGUACAUGAUGAUACUCUAUCAAUUUUUAACGGGAUCCAAUUGCACCAACUAACCGCUGCGUUCGCGCGACGAUCGACACAUUUUUCUGAACAUACACAAUUUCGUGUGGCACGUUAGCCUGAUCAGAGGUUUGACAGCCACCGGGAGGCAACAGGGAAGAGAUUGGGAAUUUUUAUGUUAAAUACAAUUUCGUUACCUGAAUUUCAUGAAACAGCAAUAAAGUCGACAUCUGUUUCACGUUA